AUGAGCGCUCCAGCCGUCAUGUUCUGCUCUUUUUCCCAAUUGCAUAAUUGGACUCAUAGUGAGUCCCGCAUUGCUCAAUGCGUAUACAUCAAACCUGGAAACAGCUCGUGCAAACGCCACAUCAGUCGACAAAAUCGCGACUUUGCAAAAUCUCUUCUUGUCACUGUUUCCAAAAGCGCUACUCCAUCGUUUGAGGUUUUUGGAGAGCUUGCAAAAUUUGUCAUUUGUAGCAGCCACGCGAAGUAUGCUGUUGAAGCCAAGGAGCAGUGGUACAAGGAGCACAAUUCUGGGAAGGGUUGCAUUUCUGUCCAAGUGGAUGCUUGCCACCCUGGUGAAAAUGAUGUUUCGCUCAAUGGAAUCAUAGAUAUCUCCAGCUACAUUGAGCUCCCAGACAGUUACUCGGCUGAAAAUGCUUCUCUGCCUGCGCAACCACCACCAGCAACACGAACUUUUCCGACUCCUGACAGGAGCGAGGAAGAGAUAGCCAAGACGGUAACUCAAAAGGUGGAGCAGCCACUUGGGACAUUGGACAAGGUGUAUGGACAUGUCUAUAUCUGCUCGUCUCCGAGCUUUCCAGGACUGUUCAAAGUUGGUUACACACAGCCCGAUCCCAAGCAGCAACGUUUCAAGGAUCACAAGGUCUGCUAUCCGGAUAUGGAAGAGGUCAAAACAGCAUUUAUUUACAACGCCCAUCGGGUGGAAAAACUCAUCCAUGCGGAAUUCUCUCAUGUACGCUGUGAUCUUGUAUGCCAGGGAAAACAUUCGUCGCAUAAAGAGUGGUUCCAGAUCGAUAAGGAGACACUUCUGGCAAGUCUGGAGAAAUGGACUGAGUUCGUCAAAACCCACCCAUACAACAGCCAAGGCAAUUUGAAACGAAACGUAACUUUGCCCGAACCAGCCUCGGCGAUCUACCUUCGCUGCCCGCGUUGUCGGUCGUCUCCAUGUUCUACUCCGCCGAGAAAAGCUGGAUCCGACGAGAAGAAGCGCCGCGAAUCUUCCAAACUCGGCUCCCCUUCUCCCCCAGCGAGGAACUUCAGAGUCUCAGCUUCUACAUGCAUGAGCUCGGAGAAGACUGAGCCAAAAACGGAGACGGAUUCUGAUGAUGAGCCAGUCUCAUUCUUAGCUUCAAAGGUUCGCCGGUCCUUAAAGAUGCAUGAUUGA
Molecule: messenger RNA, 1161 nt
Organism: Penicillium argentinense
Lineage: Eukaryota; Fungi; Ascomycota; Eurotiomycetes; Eurotiales; Aspergillaceae
Product: GIY-YIG nuclease family protein
Exons: 1
Coding region: 1-1161 (386 amino acids)
Source: RefSeq, a predicted model, not a curated record